Messenger RNA from Medicago truncatula (barrel medic), 2573 nucleotides. Its product is annotated as protein CROWDED NUCLEI 2. Bases 197 to 2266 code for a protein of 689 amino acids. The record is from RefSeq and is a predicted model, not a curated record. Lineage: Eukaryota; Viridiplantae; Streptophyta; Magnoliopsida; Fabales; Fabaceae. The transcript is spliced from 5 exons.
AACCCAACCCCAGUCACAAGAGACCAUAGUUUGACUCAAGCUCUUCCCUUUUCUGUUUUCAUUUUUCACUCUCACAGUGCAAAUUCAAUUCUACAAACUUCUUUUUUCUCUCUUCCAUUUUUGUCUCAACCAUUAUCGUAACAAGCUAGCACCAAGCAUCAACAACGCCGCAUUGAUUUCCAGUUUCUGUAGUUGAAUGAUGGGUAAUGAGGCUUUUGAUAAGCUAAAAUUUUGUGGUGAUGAUGAUAUUUCUUUGUCACAAAGGUUUUCACAGAAGAGUUUGAGAACAUGUAUUACUAAAUGUGAUGAUUACGUUAAGAAGAGGAAUACUACACUGCCUGUUAAGAGGCUAUUGAAUCAAACCGAUUCCUUGCUUAUUUCUGUUAAGAAAUCAAAGGUGUCGCCAUAUCAUGAUCACAAUGAAGACGGAGAUGAAGAUGAUAUUCUUUUGUCGGAUUUAAUUAAAAGGCCAGGCAAAUCAACCCAUAAAUCAUUUUCCUCGCUGAAGAAAGACCUUGCUAUGUUAGAAAAAUUAUUUGAGGAAUGCAAAAGGAAGGUGCAAGUAGAUGAGAAGAGAUUUCAGUCUCUAAAGAGAGAUAUUGGGCAUUGCAAGAGGAAGAGGAAAGUAGAGGAGAAGAGAUUGCAGUCCAUAAAGAGAUAUGUUGAGGAGUGCUGUAAAGAGCUUGAAAAUAAGAAGACACAGGUCAGUUGUGUUAGAAGAAUUGACGAGGCUCAUGAGAAAAUGCAGGGAAAAAUUGAAGAAUGUAUUAAGGAUUUUGUAGUGAAGGAAGGGAAGCUCUAUUUGAUGGACGACUUGAUUGGAGAGCGCAAGCAAGAGCUCAAGACAAAAGAGAUAGAACUUAAUCAAGUCAAUGGUAACAUUUCAAAAGAGAAGCAAUAUAAAAAACGGGUGAAGGAGCUUGAGUCACGCGAGAAACACCUUGAAGGACGAGUAAAGGAUUUGGAGUCAAGAGAGAAACAGCUUGAAGGACAGGAGAAGGAAUUUGAAGACCAACUGAAGAUGUUGAUGAAUGAACUUGUAUCUAAAAAAAUGCUGUUCGAGAGACAAUUGAAGAAUCUCGAAACCAAAGAAAAGCAAUUCGAAGAACAAAAGAAGGAGUUCCAGUCAAAACAGGAGGAAUUUAAAGGUCAAGUGGAGGAGCUUGAAUCAAAUGAGGAGGAAUUCAAAGGCCGGGUUAAGGAGCUCAGUUUAAAAAAGAAGCAAUUUGAAAGACAAGUUGAGAGCUUUGAAUCAAAAGAGAAGCAAUUUGAAGGACGGUGGAAAGAACUUGAGUUAAAAGAGAAUAAGUUCAAAGUACAGGUAAAGGAGUUCAAGUUAAAAGAGAAGCAGUUUGGAGGACAAGUCAAGGAUCCUAAGUUAAAGUUGAAAAAAUUCGAUUUACGACCGACGAAGCUUGGGUCAAGGAAAAAAUAUAUUGAAGAAACACAAUCGGUUGCAUCUUUAAUGGAUUAUCAAUUAAGUCACACCACUGGCGAAACAAGUUUGCAGUUGGACACAACUAAGAAAACUGAUGAAGUUGUGUCACUUUACAAUGAUAUUUUAGCUAAUUUGCUAGACUCAUCAGAUCCAUCAAGACUUGUUUUGGAUAUGAUACAGAACCCUACUAUUCAAUUGUGUAAGAAGGGAGACAAUGCUGUGAUUAUUGCUGAUUACCAUAUUUAUUCGCUAGAACAACUGAUGAAAAUCUCACCUCAUAUUAAACCUUGUGUAAGAGAAGAAGCAUUGAAGCUAGCAUUUGAUUUGAAAUCUAACAUGAGUGAAAAUACUAAAAAUUCUUUGGUGGUUCUCGGUUUUCUUCUGCUUUUGUCAAUUUAUGGAUUGGUUACUUCUUUUGGUGAAGAUGAAGUUUUGGAGCUUUUUGCAUCUGUUGCUCAGCACAAGAUAGCUAUUGAACUGUUUGAGACCCUGGGUUUUGCAAAUAAAGUUUCUGGUUUUGUUAAGAAUCUUAUUAGGAAAAAACAAUUUGUUGGAGCUGUUAGAUUCAGUUAUGCAUACAACUUGGCUGACAAUAAUCAACUAGUUGAUCUCUUGCGAGAAUUCGUCCAGAAUGCCAAACUGAUUUGUGAGAGCAGUUGCAAGAAAAUCAACUCCAUUGAAAUCAAGGAUAAGGCUAGAGAUCAAGAAAUUGCUAAUUUGGGGACUGCUCUGCUGUGUAUUUCGGAAUGCAACCUAGAAUCUGAGGUUCUGCUUAUAAAGGAAAUUGACUAUCGCAUUCUUGAGCUAAAAGGACAUAAAGGCAAUUAGGUUUUGUAUUGUAGGAAUGCAACCUAGAAUCUGAGGUUCUGCUUUAAUUAUAUAACCACUUAAACAUCUUUGUAACGAAACUGUCUAUUUCGUUUGAAAUAAAAGAUGGGAACGAGCUCGAAACAAAUAAGAAAUCCAUCUCGGUCUAGGUAUAAAUCCUUUCUUUAUGUAAUAUUUAUCGGAAUUAUCUCUGUUGACUAAGACUGCUUCAUAGAUCUGCAGUCUAUGUGGUUUAAAAUUCUCCUAUAGUUUUGCCUUGGUGUGUGUUUGUAACUGAAAUUGAAAUGCUAAUUUUAUCAUUUUGUCU